Molecule: messenger RNA, 1369 nt
Organism: Trichomycterus rosablanca
Lineage: Eukaryota; Metazoa; Chordata; Actinopteri; Siluriformes; Trichomycteridae
Gene: nkx2.2a
Product: NK2 homeobox 2a
Exons: 2
Coding region: 1-801 (266 amino acids)
Biological process (GO): cell differentiation; regulation of transcription by RNA polymerase II
Cellular component (GO): nucleus
Molecular function (GO): RNA polymerase II cis-regulatory region sequence-specific DNA binding; DNA-binding transcription factor activity, RNA polymerase II-specific
Source: RefSeq, a predicted model, not a curated record
AUGUCGUUGACCAACGCAAAGACAGGCUUUUCGGUGAAGGACAUUUUGGACCUCCCUGACACGAAUGAUGAGGAAGGAUCUAUCACUGGUACUGAGGAGGAUACGGAGGGAUCGGAGGCGACUAAAACACCAGGAGUGCUGGUGCAAAGUCCGCAUCAAAACCUACCGUUAAAGAACCCAUUUUAUGAUAACGCUGACAAUCCUUACACCAGAUGGCUCGCAACUACAGACAGCAUUCAAUACUCAUUGCACGGUCUGUCUGCCUCCUCUCAAGACUCAUCUGCGAAAUCUCCCGAGCCGUCCGCGGACGAGUCGCCCGACAACGACAAAGAAACUUCAAGCAGCGGCAGCGACUCUGGUAAGAAGCGCAAGCGGCGCGUGCUUUUCUCCAAAGCACAAACCUACGAGCUGGAGCGGCGUUUUCGGCAGCAGCGCUACCUUUCAGCACCUGAACGGGAGCACCUGGCCAGCCUGAUCCGCCUCACGCCCACUCAAGUGAAGAUCUGGUUCCAGAACCACCGUUACAAAAUGAAACGGGCGCGCGCCGAAAAAGGUAUGGAAGUCAGCCACCUACCGUCCCCUCGGCGUGUGGCCGUACCCGUGUUAGUCAGAGACGGCAAACCGUGCCACGCACUAAAAACUCAGGACCUGGCGGCUACGUUUCACGCGGGGAUCCCGUUUACAGCGUACAGCGCGCAGUCACUUCAGCACAUGCAGUAUAACGCGCAUUACAGUGCCGCCGCCACACCGCACUUCCCUACGGCGCACCACUUGGUGCAAACGCAGCAAUGGACCUGGUGAAGCCCUACUGACUAUUUUAAUAGAGAAGUGUUUCAAAGACCUAGUUAGGGAUUUUUCCCAAACGAAAAUGAAAGACUUUCGCAGCUUAACCAUCCUUGCCGUUUCAUUUUUGGGGCUGGUGUGUGCACAGUGUUUACAUUUGUUUUCGUUCUGGAAACCGGUUUCAGCCUCCUCUCCCCAAGAUCCGAGAUGUUAAAACUCUGGUGAAUUUUUUUUUUGUAAAAUAUGAUUGUGUGUUGUAGAAAUGUUUUCUUUUUUGUCCCUCGUGUCAUAAGCACGUACAAGACCACUUUAUAAUUAUAGAAGAUUUUAUUUCUUGCUUUUACAAUGGACCGAAAAUAUUUAUGGCCAUGAAUAAAACAUUGGCAACUUUUAGCUUAUUUUAUAUGGUUUAUUUUCUUUGUAAAUAUUUGUGGUAAUUGUAUGCAAUGCAAAUAUAUUUGGCCGCUAAUUAUAAAGACAUAGUGCGAUAUUUAGGGAAACAUGGAUGGAAAAUGCUAAAUGCGUUGAUUUAAAAAAAAAAAACGAAUUUUAAAAUAAGACUUUUAAUAAAAUGCUGUGUUUCAGA